This is a messenger RNA of Rhea pennata, 3499 nucleotides long. RefSeq names its product NLR family member X1 (gene NLRX1). Bases 175 to 3156 code for a protein of 993 amino acids. Gene Ontology annotation, molecular function: protein binding. Gene Ontology annotation, biological process: negative regulation of canonical NF-kappaB signal transduction. The transcript has 9 exons. NCBI's taxonomy places the organism in Eukaryota, Metazoa, Chordata, Aves, Rheiformes, Rheidae. The record is from RefSeq and is a predicted model, not a curated record. Gene Ontology annotation, cellular component: mitochondrion.
CUGAAGCAUCACCCAGCUGAGCCGGGGUUGGGAGACUGCGUCACUACAGGCACAGCCUGUUCUGCGGGACCCAGCCGGGACAGCACUCUCUCCGAGCACCAGCCCCUGGACUCCCAGGACUCCGGCUGCGGAGCUGGGCUGGCUCCCGGCGUGCCCCUCUGCUUCAGCCAGAAGAUGUCUCGGGCCAUGCAGUGCCAGAGCCACCUGCCCUGGGGCAGCUGGAUGCAGCUGCGUGGAUCCCUGCCGGGGCGAAGGGGGACCCGGCGGCCGUACCUGUGUGCUGCGUCGGUGCCAGGCACUGCCAGCAGCUCCUUCCUCAGGAAGAUCCUCUGUGCAGAUGGUGUGUCCUUCCCCAGAAGGUGCGUACACUACCAAGGAGGGUCCCAGGAGCCCCCUGCCCAGCCUAGCUCCCCCCGCCAUGGCCUGGCUGCACUGAGGAAUGUGACUUCUUCUGAUGCCAUCAAGAAGCACCAGAAGAGCUUGUCUGCAUGGUUCAGCCACCAACCCAAUGAGGAGAGGCAGUUUGGCCCUUCCUUCUCACUAGACGCUGUCCACGUGGACCCAGUGAUCCGAGAGAGCUCCCUGGAGGAGAUUUUGAAGCCCUCGCCUGACCUGACCAUCCAGCACCAGCUCCAGCAGCCCUCCAGCCGGGUAAUCAGCCUCCAGAACCUUUUUGAUGUGGACGCCUGUGGGCGGCAGGUGAAGACUGUGGUGCUGUUUGGCACUGUUGGCACAGGGAAGAGUACACUCAUCAAGAAGAUGGUAGUGGACUGGUGCCAUGGGCGCCUGCCCCGCUUUGAGCUAGUCAUCCCCUUCUCCUGUGAGGAUCUGUCCCAGAGUCACACCCCCAUCUCCCUGCGGCGCCUCAUCACCAAGAAGUACCAGCACCUCCGCGAUGUGGUGCCAGUGCUGGGCACUUCCAACCUCAGGAUGCUUUUUAUCCUCAAUGGCCUAGAGCGCCUCAACUUAGACUUCCGGCUGGCUGGCACAGAACUGUGCUGUGACCCCAAUGAGCCCGUGCCUCCCUCUGCCAUCGUGGUCAACCUUCUGCGGAAAUACCUCCUGCCAGAGGCCAGUAUCAUCGUCACCACACGCCCAUCUGCAGUGCGCCGGAUCCCGGGCAAGUAUGUGGGCCGCUACGCUGAGAUCUGUGGCUUCUCCGACACCAACCUCCAGAAGCUGUACUUUCAGAUGCGCCUGAGCCAGCCUGGCUGCAAUGGAGAAGAUGGCAGUGAUAACAGUCCAAGGAGUAGCUCAGGAGAGCAAGACAACUUAGUGGAAAUGUUGUCAAGAAACCUGGAGCGCCACAACCAAAUUGCUGCUGCCUGCUUCCUGCCCUCUUACUGCUGGCUAGUCUGCACAACACUGCAUUUCCUCUACUUUACCAAGACGGUGCCUCCCAGUCAGACCCUAACUGGCAUCUACACCAGCUUCCUGAGGCUCAACUUCAGCGGUGAGGUGCUGGACAGCACCGACCCCACCAAUAUCUCUAUGAUGAAGUAUGUAGCCAAGACGGUUGGCAAGCUGGCCCACGAAGGGGUGAUGUCCCGCAAGACCUGCUUCUCAGAGGAGGACUUGCAGCAGUGCUUUGAGGUGGAGAUGAAGACCGAAAGUGAGCUCAACCUCCUGGAGGUUUUCCGCAGUGAUGUCUUCCGCUUCUUCCUCACACCAUGUGUGCAGCCAGGCAAAGAGCACACCUUCGUCUUCACCAUUCCUGCUAUGCAGGAAUAUCUGGCAGCCCUGUAUGUAGUGCUGGGUGAGAAGAAGACCUUGGCACAGCGAGUGGGGAAGGAGCUGUCAGAGGUCUUUGGGAAGGUAAGUGAAGAUGUUGUUGUGGUUCUGAACAUCAUCUCCAAGGUGCUGCCCUUGCGCUUCCUGCCAGUGCUUCUUAACCUGCUCAAAAUCUUCCCUCGCUACUUCUCCCGGCUGAGUGGCAAGGACCGAGACACUAUUGCCCGAACCAUGGCAGAGGAGAUGUUCAAAGAAGAGGACUAUUUCAACGAUGAUGUCUUGGACCAGAUCAAUUCCAGCAUCCUGGGCAUGGAGGGCCCCAUGCAUCACCCUGACGAGAUCUCUGAUGAUGAGGUCUUUGAGCUCUUCCCCAUUUUCAUGGGUGGGAUCCUGUCCCGCCGUAACCGCGCCAUCCUGGACCAGCUGGGCUGCUCCAUCAAGAAUCUAGCAGCCUUUGAGAUCGCCAAGGCCAUGAAGAAGACGGUUAUCAGGAACAGCCGUAAAGGGCUGCCCCCAUCUGAGAUGAUGGACUACCUCUUCUUCCUCCAUGAGUUCCAGAAUGAACGCUUCACAGCUGAGGCCAUCCGCUCCCUCCGGACCGUCAACCUCUCAUCCGUCAAGAUGACCCCUCUCAAGUGCUCUGUCCUGGCAUCUGUCAUGGGCACCACGUGCCACGAGGUGGAGGAGCUGAACCUGACAUCCUGCAAUAUUGACACCAGCAGCCUGAGGACCCUCUUCCCUGUCCUGCUGCGGUGCAAGGCUCUCCAUCUGCAGCUGAACAGCUUGGGCCCUGAUGCCUGCAAGGAAAUCCGUGACCUGCUCCUAGAUGACAAGUGUGUGGUGAGCAACCUGCGGCUGGCAAACAACCCUGUGGGCGAGCAGGGGGCACAAUUCCUGGCCGAGGCGCUGGCAGGCAACUGCUCGCUGACCCACCUCUCCCUGCUGCACACCUCGCUGGGGGACCAGGGUGUCGAGGUCAUUGCUCAGCACCUGGCCAAGAACCAGCACCUUCAGGAGCUCAACUUGGGCUACAACUCCCUGGCAGACGCGGCUGCCCUGAGGCUGGUGGAGGUGGCCAAAAAGCACCCGACGCUGGACACGGUGCACCUGUAUUUCAAUGACAUCAGUGAGGAAGGCAAACGGGAACUUCACACCCUGCGCGUGGAUCGGGACGGUGUCAGGGUGCUGGUCUUCCUUACAGCAGGCACCGAUGUCUCUGACUACUGGUCCAACAUCCUGAGUAUAGUGCACAAGAACCUGCCUUUCUGGGACCGCGAGCGGGUACGGCAGCACCUUGCCCUCAUCCUGCAGGACCUGGAGAGCAGCCGGAGACAGACUGCCAAUCCCUGGAGGAAGGCCAAGUUCCUGCGAGUGGAGAGCGAGGUCAAGAGGAUGCUUGGGAAACUCCAGCACGGGAGCCUCUAAACAGCCAUCUGCGUACCUGGCCAGGGAGGGAGCCGCGCUGCUGGAGGGUGCCCUGGGAGCACAACGUCUGUGCCCUUAUCCUCGUGGAGAUGCCCAGUGGUCAGGUGCUACUGAGGCUGUUAAAGGUGCUAGGCAUAUGGGGCUCAGCCCCUCGCUGUGGAUAAGGCUGAAACGCGGGAGAACUGCACACAGAGCGGGCCAGGAGCAAACGGGGCUCGCUCUGGGCUUGGAGAGACCCACGGCCCCGGGCCUGGCACCCUGGCGUGACGCGAGCGGGGCAGGACUCAGCCUUGCUUGUGAAAUUGUCGGUAGCAUUAAAGUGCCCCCCGUUGUUUGCACCGAA